CUCCCCGGGGCUGGCCGGACUCGUGCGUGCGCACGCGCGCCGUCCCCCCGGAGGCGUCUGGGUGUGCGGAGCGCGCGCGCGCGGCUCGGAGGCGCACCUGUGAGGUGUCCCCGGAGGAGAGGGCCGGUGGGCGCGCCGAGCCCGAGGCCUAGGGACGCUACUCAGCCUCAGUUGGGACACUUCCCUCCGUCCCGGCGGAGGCCGCCCGGCAUCCCGUUCAGGUGAUGAGGACCGCCCCGCGCCCCCAGCACGCAAGCCUGCCGCCGCCGGACGCCUCCAUUGUCUGACCGCAGCCGGGGCCGGGCUCUCUCCAGGAAGACACAGCAGACCUUAGUGAAGCUGUGGCAGCAUCCGGAAUGAGAAGUUGCAGGUGCCAGGACAGCGAAGCAUGGUACAGAGGAGCUUCAGGAGCCACAGGAAAGUUGUGACUGUAUCAUCCAGCAGCGUGUCAUCUAUGAAAGAGGACCAGUCCCUGACUUUACCUCAGUGGUGUGCAAGUGAGCGCACACUCCAUUGGCCAGCUCUGGCAGGAAGGAGGGCCCUUUGUAAGACCUGCAAAUCCAAGAGACAACAUCCCUCUGGAAGAUAAGAGAGGUGCCUCCUCAGGAUCAAAAAAGAAGGCCGCUGUGCUACUGUGUAGGGAGUCCCCAGGAGCAAGACUGGCUGUCCCUGGAGCUAAGAAGCCUGGGCACUAGCGAGUCCUCUCGUCUGAUGGGCAGGAGGCAGAGUGAUGCACUGACUCUCCUGGGGGUGCUGUGGGGGCUCACCACCAGCUGGCGCCUUCCCCCCACGUAGACACAGAACACUGCUCAGACCUUGUUCUAUAAGUGAGAAGUAGAAGACUGCUAUUAUAUAGCAGAAAGAUUCCAGGGGCUUACCUUGCUGCCAUUUGGCAUGUUGACCACUCAGGAUCUUAAGGAAAGCUCUGUGCUAAUGAGUUAUGGAAUUUGUAUCUAAUCAGUAAGAAUACUGGGUGAGGAACACUAUGCAGGAAGAAACCUUCCACAGAAAGACAGGCAGGGAGAAGCUGAGGCUGACGGUAAGCUUGCCCAAUAGAGUAAGCCUGAGAUAGGCUGCCAAGAUGGCCAAAUAGGAGGCUUUAUGAAGUAACAGUCCUGGAACUAGUGGUUGUAAAGACACUUUCUCCUCUGAGUCACAAUACCAAAUAGGAAAAAUGAUCUACAAGUGCCCCAUGUGCAGGGAAUUUUUCUCUGAGAGAGCAGAUCUUUUUAUGCAUCAGAAAAUCCACACAGCUGAGAAACCCCAUAAAUGUGACAAGUGUGAUAAGGGUUUUUUUCACAUAUCAGAACUUCAUAUUCAUUGGCGAGACCACACAGGAGAGAAGGUCUAUAAAUGUGAUGAUUGUGGUAAAGAUUUUAGCACAACAACAAAACUUAACAGACAUAAGAAAAUCCACACUGUGGAGAAGCCCUACAAAUGCUAUGAGUGUGGCAAAGCCUUCAACUGGAGCUCCCAUCUUCAAAUUCAUAUGAGAGUCCACACUGGUGAGAAGCCCUAUGUCUGCAGUGAGUGUGGAAGGGGAUUCAGUAAUAGUUCCAACCUUUGCAUGCACCAGAGAGUCCACACAGGGGAGAAGCCCUUCAAAUGUGAAGAGUGUGGGAAAGCCUUCAGGCACACCUCCAGCCUCUGCAUGCAUCAAAGAGUCCACACUGGAGAGAAGCCCUAUAAAUGUUAUGAGUGUGGGAAGGCCUUCAGUCAGAGCUCCAGCCUCUGUAUCCAUCAGAGAGUGCACACAGGGGAGAAACCUUAUAGGUGUUGUGGGUGUGGGAAGGCCUUCAGUCAGAGCUCUAGCCUCUGCAUCCACCAGAGAGUUCACACGGGGGAGAAACCUUUUAAGUGUGAUGAGUGUGGCAAAGCCUUCAGCCAGAGUACAAGCCUCUGCAUCCACCAGAGAGUGCACACCAAGGAGAGAAACCAUCUCAAAAUAUCAGUUAUAUAAGAUGUCCUGCUAAGAGCUAAAAAUCUUUAAAAAUCCAUAAGUGCCACUAGGAAGGAAACCCUGUAUCCACCUAUGUUCACCCCAGGAGCAUCUACAGCAGUCCCCAGCAAAACAUUAAUUCUGAGGAGGUCUAGGUGAGGUGGUUUCAUUCUUCAGGUUACAUCAAGUACGUCCAACAACUUUGACUCUGAACUUGGAAUCCCUCUGUGUGUGUACCCAAGGUGAGGCAUUGUGUCUCUGUCAUGGGUAUGGUGUUUCCUGGGAUUCUGGCUUCAUGCCUCAGUAGAUGAAACUUUGCUUAGCCCGAGUCACCUGUCUGUGCUGUGCUUACAGGCAAUGCCAGACGCUCUGUUUUGGAGCUCAUGCUCCUUCCUCAAUUCAAGCAUACCGGUCAGUGCUUUUGAAGAUGGGCAGCUCCCGCGAAAGUAGUUGUGGUAUUUCUGCAGUUGCCACUUGACUCAACCCAACAUAGCUUUCCUUAUAUUCUGUUAUUUCUGAAUCUGCUUUGCCUCAUGUCCUCAGAGUACCUAUAAACACCUACCCCUUCCUAGAUGGCAUUAAAUUUCAUUUUAAAUUUUAGGAGAAUCAUAACAUCCACUCAGCCUAUCAGGAAGUUGUUGGCAGACGUACAAUACCUUGGAAAUUUUCUUUAGUUUGUGGACUCUGCUAAUCACUGUGUCUCGAACUUAGACUUAUUUUCUAGUGACUGUAUCACAUGCUUUUAAAUUGAAAAAAAAAUUUUUUAAGUAGCUAAAUGUAAAUAUUGGGGAAGAAGAAGCAAGCAAAGCGUGCAUUUUCCUGCCUUGCAAGUGGCCCUUGGGCUCCUUUUGUAAUGCAGGGGUGUUCCUCACGAGCUGGGGAGGCUUUAGGAGGACUGACUGGGGAUGAAUCUGUCAUCUCAGGCAUUAAUGUGCAGGUGUCAUCACAGAUCACAGACUGUUCUUUUAGGGGUGAGUGUGCAUUGCUAAUCCAUUGCCCUUUUUAUUUGUCCUUUCCAUGAGUAUCAAUGCCUCCUGGGUGCUGAGUGGGUGCUAGGUGCUAUAAGAAUGCCACUGGAUCAUGAGUUCACCUCUGGUGGAAGAAACGGGAUAAGCAAGUUAACAAAUAAUGUAGUUUGCAGUAGUGAUUAAGUGCUAUGAGAAAUAAACUAGGGUGGUAUAUAGAGGGGGGUGGGGGGCUGUUAACUAGGGUCAGGGAUGCCACACUGAGGGUGCUGAGGCUAGGUGGAGGGAUUGAUACCUGCUACACAGCACAGGUGCUGCUGGCUCUGGGGACAAGAGGCAGAUGCUGGAGGUAGUGCUCGGGGAGGGGAGGCGCUGAGGCAUGAGCUCAGCGUUUGACUUUUGUGGGCCUGUUCUGUUUUUCAUUUCUACUGACUGAUGAUAAAACUUGUAGAGGAACUCGAGGGAUGUUGAGAAGACCAAAAGUCCCCAGUGACAUGAACACAAAGCAACCAUUUCUGUUCCUUUCUCAUUCCCAUUCUUGUGGGUCUCCCACAUGCAGAUCUUUGCUCAGGAAGUCUUUGGGGAAAACUGAGGACCUGUGAGUCUGAAGUGGGUGACCGGCCUGGUGGCUUCUGCCAGCCAUCAAAGGCUGGAAAAGGGACUUGCCAGAGCAGUUAUGGGAAUAUGAGACUGUUUGAUUUUUCUCUGCAGGUUUGAAUUCAUUUGUUUGGCUGGAAGGUGUUUUUGUAAAACUAAAGCCUUGGUACAUACAGGAGGUUUUGAAGGAGCACAUGAUAUGGGGAAUGUGGUUUGGAAGUGAAUCUGUCACCAUUGGUUUUAAUGCAGAUACCUGCUGGCAAACCUCUAGGCUACCCAUCACUGCCUUCCCUCUCUCCACAGAGGGCUGUUGGCUUAAUGAAACCCCUUCCAGGCCACGUGGCCACCACAGCAAUUUACUGUAGUGUCUGACACUUCCAUGUCGCCAUAGAGUGGAGCGUUAGAGAAAAGCCUAGAUUUUUAGUUGAUAGCGAGCCAGUUGAAAUAUCAUCGAUAGAAUUUUAGUUUUAGGAAAAAUUGGUUUGAUUUCUAGCUUUAUUACUAUUAGGUAUGUAAGCUUGGGCAAAUCACUUAAUCUUUGAGUCUAGUUUUCUCACAAAAUGAGGACAUUAGGCUAAAUGAUUUUUGAAUUUCCAGGUAGUCCUAGAGUUCUAUAUUUCUACAUAGUUGAAUUAUUUUAUCAUGCUGUUGCUGGGGAAUACAACUAACACUUUGGAAGCUACUAAUUUUAUGUCAAGCUUUAAAGUCCAUAAUUGUUAUCUUCAGAAAAUAUUGUUUGACCUACAGUCUGUCCAAAUCAAUUUAAUAAAAUCACUUUAUAACAGG
Messenger RNA from Nannospalax galili (Upper Galilee mountains blind mole rat), 4287 nucleotides. It is a transcript of the gene Znf664, whose product is annotated as zinc finger protein 664. The coding region runs from base 1175 to 1960 and encodes 261 amino acids. The transcript has 6 exons. Gene Ontology annotation, cellular component: nucleus. Gene Ontology annotation, biological process: central nervous system development; regulation of transcription by RNA polymerase II. NCBI's taxonomy places the organism in Eukaryota, Metazoa, Chordata, Mammalia, Rodentia, Spalacidae. The record is from RefSeq and is a predicted model, not a curated record. Gene Ontology annotation, molecular function: DNA-binding transcription factor activity, RNA polymerase II-specific; RNA polymerase II cis-regulatory region sequence-specific DNA binding.